This is a messenger RNA of Microthlaspi erraticum, 990 nucleotides long. The record is from the annotation of a GenBank genome assembly. Lineage: Eukaryota; Viridiplantae; Streptophyta; Magnoliopsida; Brassicales; Brassicaceae.
AUGUCCCAGCUGCGGCCACAAGCUCGAAGGGAAACCAGAGUGAAAUUUGACCCAACGGAUCAAGAAUUGAUAGAACAUUUAGAAGCAAAAGUCUUAGUUAAAGACAUUAAAUCUCACCCUCUCAUUGACGAAUUCAUCCCCACCAUUGAAGGCGAAGACGGCAUUUGCUACACUCAUCCAGAGAAACUCCCAGGAGUGACUAGAGAUGGUUUAAGCAGACACUUCUUUCAUAGACCAUCGAAGGCGUACACAACGGGAACAAGAAAGCGAAGAAAGAUUCAAACGGAAUGUGACAAUAAUAUGCAAGGAAGUAGUAGCUCCGGUGAGACGAGGUGGCAUAAGACCGGUAAGACAAGACCGGUUAUGGUUAGCGGCAAGCAAAAAGGUUGUAAGAAGAUUUUGGUUUUGUAUACAAAUUUUGGUAAGAAUCGAAAACCGGAGAAAACCAACUGGGUAAUGCAUCAAUAUCAUUUGGGGACACAUGAGGAAGAGAAAGAAGGAGAGCUUGUUGUGUCUAAGAUCUUUUAUCAGACUCAACCUAGACAAUGCAAUUGGUCAUCUUCUACAUCAAGCUUGAACGCUAUAGGCGGUGAAGGGAGUAGCGGUGGAGGCGGCGGAGAGUAUCAUAUGAGGAGAGAUAGUGGAACUACUAGUGGUGGGAGUUGUUCUUCGUCUAGAGAGAUUCUUACUGUUAAUCCUCCAAAUCGAUCUGAUGAAGUAGGCGGCGUUAUGGCUGUAGCGGCUGCGGCGGUUGCAGCUGGUCUUCCAAACGCCAUUUUUUGGGGUCCAAACGAUAUUUUACGCCUAGAGCUCUUUUGGAGCUUCACGAAAAGUGGUUGGUGGCAGCAUACGGCCUCACGGUCUUCCAGCUACGCAUUUUGGAAGUUUCAGAUAGAAAUACAGAAAAAAAUUAACAAAAAAAGGGGUGCAACACGAGGACUUCCCGGGAGGUCACCCAUCCUAGUACUACUCUCGCCCAAGCACGCUUAA